Molecule: messenger RNA, 1537 nt
Organism: Camellia sinensis
Lineage: Eukaryota; Viridiplantae; Streptophyta; Magnoliopsida; Ericales; Theaceae
Gene: BHLH92
Product: basic helix-loop-helix (bHLH) DNA-binding superfamily protein
Molecular function (GO): protein dimerization activity
Source: RefSeq, a predicted model, not a curated record
CAAAAUUUGAAAUCCCCUGAAAAAACACAGACCACCAAAGAGAAGAAGAAAAAAACAGUAUGGAAGAGUUCUUUCAGUACGGUUCGCGAAGUCCGAUUUACUGGAUAGAAGAUGAUGCUUUGCCGGCUAAUCAGAGCGGUUUUGUUAGAUGUACAGACAAGGAGGAGGUUUUACCGGUGAAUCAGAGCGGUUUAGUGGGAUACACAAGCCAAGAGGAAGCUUUACCUGUGAACCAGAGUGCUUUACUAGGAUAUGCAAACCAAGAGGAGGCUUUACCAGUGAAUCAAAGCGGUUUUGUCAGAUAUGCAAACCAAGAGGAGGCUUUUGUGAUACAUACAAACCAAAAGGAGGCUUUACCAGUGAAGCCAAGCGCUUUUGUCAGAUACCCAAACCAAGAGGAGGCUUUAUUGGGGAACCAGAGCGCUUUCGCUUUACCGGUGAAGCAAAGCGCUUUUGUCAGAUACAAAGAGCCACCCAUAUUGGAAGGAGGUGUUGGGAGCGAAAGUUGGGUUGUGAAAUUGAAUAAUCAGAGUGUAAACAAGAGAAUGAUAGAGUUUUUGAGGAAGAAUUGGAGUCCGAUGAUGGAGAGUAAAGAUUCGGAUAGAGAGCGGUCUUACCGGCACAUGAUUAAUGAGAGGUUGAGGAGAGAGAGACAGAAGCAUAGUUACUCAGGGCUGCGCUCUCUGUUGCCUCCUGGUACCAAGAGUGAUAAGAAUUCAAUUAUUCAAGUGGCAGUUAAGGAAGUGCAAGUGCUGGAGAAGAAUAAAGCAGAGCUUGAGAGGAGAAAUAGGGAGAUUGAGGCCAUUUUAGGGGCAAGAGAAGAUAGGAAGAUAGAGGGUGCUAAGAUCAGAUUAAGGGUAGCUGAUCCUUCAUCUGGGAUUGAUUCUAUGUUGGAGGUUUUAAAAUGUUUGAAGAACAUGGGCUCCAAAAUUACAGCCAUCCAAUCAAUUUUUUCAGAUAAGGAAUUAUCCGCAGUGUUGGAGAUUGAAACCCAGAUUGAAUCCGAAGAAGUGGAAAAGGCUGUGCAGAGAAAAUUAUUUGAAGUUGAGAUGAAACUUCGUACUCAGGUCCCAAUCUGAAGAAAUUCCAAAGCCAGUCCAAAAAUACUAAAAAUUUUAUCAAAAUUUUUAUCAAAUAUUUUACAUGGGGUGAGACCCACAUGGUAUGGGUGUUACACCCAUAUCAAACAUUUGGUAGAACUUUAACGCUGUGCUUGGUUGGGAGAUUUAAGAAGGGACUUGAAAAAAGAAAGAGAAAAGGUGUGUGAAAUUAGGUAAAAUAUAAAGUAUAUUUUAUUCACAUUUUACCUACCUUUUCUCUUUUCCUUUCUAAAUGUCUUCCUAAAUCUCCCAACCAAACACAACAUUAGGGUCUCUAGCUAGAAUUACUCUUUACAUAAUAUUAAUCACCAUGUGACAAUUAAUACAAGUCUUUUUCAGUUUAGUACUUUUUUUUUUACCCAUACACUUGUGAAUCUUGUUAAUUGUAAUUUGUAACAAUGAAGAAGCAACUAAGAAGCUUGGUCUGGUUAUUUUCA